Molecule: messenger RNA, 2492 nt
Organism: Ailuropoda melanoleuca (giant panda)
Lineage: Eukaryota; Metazoa; Chordata; Mammalia; Carnivora; Ursidae
Gene: NAXD
Product: NAD(P)HX dehydratase
Exons: 12
Coding region: 37-1359 (440 amino acids)
Biological process (GO): metabolite repair
Molecular function (GO): ATP-dependent NAD(P)H-hydrate dehydratase activity
Source: RefSeq, a predicted model, not a curated record
CGGCGCGGGGGCGGCCGGGAGCCAGGAAGUGCGCCGAUGGCUGCAGGUCCCGUCUGGGCCGCUGCCGGGGCCUGCCGCCGAGGUAAGCUCGAUACCGGCCUUGCGGGCAUGGCUCCUGUGGCGGGGGCUGGGGCUGUGCUCGCCGGCGCGGCCGCUGUCGCGCUGCUCUCGGUCGCGCUUGUGCUCUACGAGCUGCCGCUGGACGCAGUUUUACAAAGAGCAUUUUCACUGCAUAAAGCACAUUUAAUAAAGGAUAUGGAAACUACUUUGCAGUUGGUGAGAAAUAUUAUACCUCCUCUAACUUCCAAGAAGCACAAAGGCCAAGAUGGAAGAAUAGGCAUCGUUGGAGGCUGCCAAGAGUACACCGGGGCGCCCUACUUCGCCGCCAUCUCGGCUCUCAAAGUGGGCGCAGAUUUAUCCCACGUGUUCUGCACCCGGGAGGCUGCGCCUGUGAUCAAGUCGUACAGCCCGGAGCUGAUCGUUCACCCGGUUCUCGACCGCCCCAGCGCCGUUUCCAACGUGGAGGAGUGGCUGCCCCGGCUGCAUGCCCUGGUCGUGGGACCCGGCCUGGGUCGAGAUGAUACUCUUCUCGAAAAUGUUAAGGGUGGCUGGAAGAUGGGCUCUGACAGCCUCUCCACUAGGUGGUUUAUCUCUGGAAAGAGAGACAGGUCGGACUUCGGUGUGGAGCAGCCUCGAAGGUGCGGCCGCUGCUUCCUCAGCAGAGCUGUUCGCGCAGGCCGUCGGUGCCCGCGCUGCGGCCUGAAUGCGCGUGUCCCCCCGGAUUCACGUGCUGGAAUCCUAACCCCCAAGGGCAUUUUAGAAGCAUCCAAGGCCAGGGACAUGCCCAUCGUCAUCGAUGCAGACGGGCUGUGGCUGGUCGCUCAGCACCCGGCCCUCAUCCAGGGCUACCGGAAGGCUGUUCUCACUCCCAACCACGUGGAAUUCAGCAGGCUCUCUGAAGCCGUGCUGAGAGACCCUGUGGACGGCAGCGAUCAUCGCGAAGCUGUACGGAGACUCAGCCAGGCCCUGGGGAACGUGACCGUCAUCCAGAAGGGGGAGCGGGACGUGAUCUCGGACGGUGAACAGGUGCUCGAGUGCGCCCAGGAGGGCAGCAGCCGCAGGUGCGGUGGCCAGGGAGACCUGCUGUCGGGCGCCCUGGGUGUCCUGGUGCACUGGGCGCUGCACGCCGGACCCGAGAAGACAAACGGGUCCAGUCCUCUCCUCCUGGCUGCCAUGGGUGCAUGCUCUCUUGUGAGGCAGUGCAGCCGCCAGGCCUUCCAGAAGCAUGGCCGUUCCACCACUACCACCGACAUGAUCGCGGAGGUCGGGCCCGCAUUCCGCAUUCUCUUUGAAACCUGAGCCAAGGCACCGGGAAGCAAGCGGCACCACGGAUGGGGAGGUGACGCUUGUCACAGGAACCAGCCUACAUCCUGGGUCCCAGUCCUCGGGGGAGCAGAGCAGCGUGGUCCGGGGGGGGUUGGCUGCAUGCAGAGCUAAAGCUGUUAACAGGGACACCAACCCAAGGAUCCGGAACUUUCCUGGGUUGCUCAGCAGGAGACAGAGCCACUGAACUCCGCGUGUGCUCCAGGACACGGCCCCCUCCUAGUCCGGGCCUGUUCGUCCUCCUCCCUACCACGUGCUUCCCGUGUGUCCGUGUGACACGUUCCCCGGGGUGGACACCCCUGACGGGGAUCUGUCAGUCCCGCCCAAAUACCCGCAAGUUUUGCUUUUGAAUCGCAGUCCCCAAGCGCUGUGGCAUUCGUGGUCUUGCUCACGUGUGCUUUUGAAACACUGACGAGGGCUCUAGGCAGCAACAGUAAGCGUGGCUGGUGGGGUUCGUUGCAGUACUUCGGCAUACCAGUGGUCGGUCUGUCUCUGGAGGAAACGGUACGGGGCACUUGGGGGGGCCUGGGAUCCUCCGGGUGCGCACUCGAGCCCGGGGCGGUGGGAGGCGUGCCUGCGGGAGUCACGGAGUCCUCGUCUGUGAUGGGGCCCGUCCACAGCUCUCACGGGAGGAGGCGGACGAAGCUGGACACGCGGAGGGCACGGAGGUGGCCCCGGCCGGGGGGCCCAAGCACUGUCGUUGAAGUGGCUGUGUCCUCGGAGUAGCUCCCACUGAAGCACUUAACGUCCGUGAGACGCCCUGUUGGCCUCCGGCUUCUGGACGGCACUUGGGUGGGUGGUUUCGCCUGCGGCCUGAGCACCGCUGCUCCGUCUCUCUCCGUGCGCUCUGUCCUGCACACGUGAGUGCUUCUGUAGGUUUCAUGCUGUUUCCUGCAAGGACAGGAGCUGCGUGGAUCCUUCGUGUUCCUCUUGGCUGAUGCUCGGAUUCAGAUCCCUCACCCCAAACCGAUUCUACUUUAAAACCAGAUUUCUUAGAAAAUGUUUGCUGCUCUUGUUUCAGACGUAAUUGAGAAGCGUCACUGUUUUGGGGGGGGGGCGUUACAUCUAAAUCCUGGUAACCAUUAAAAAGCAAAUCUGGUUUAUUUUAA